Molecule: messenger RNA, 762 nt
Organism: Sesamum indicum (sesame)
Lineage: Eukaryota; Viridiplantae; Streptophyta; Magnoliopsida; Lamiales; Pedaliaceae
Source: RefSeq, a predicted model, not a curated record
AUGUCAAACCCUAAUAUAACCCUCUCGAUCGCUUCGGUGCAAAACAUCACGGAUCCCCCUGUGCGGAGCAAAAUUGGGAGGAUUUUCGGAUUGUACAGCGCCGGAAGCGCAGGCUGCAGCAGUCUCUGGCGCGAUGCGGCCCUGGUUGUACCGUCGGCUUUGUUGGUAUUGUACCUAGGGUUCCAGGCCAGGCGCCAUCUGAAGAAGCUCAGCUACCGGAAGUCUUACGUAAUGAUUGCGUACUACGCGCUCCUAUGGUUCUCGGCUCUUCUCAAUUUGGCGUGGUCUCUUCUUCAGGGAUGGCAGUGUUCCUUUGUUGCAGUUGAGUUGACAUACCAGGCAAUCUUCAUUUUUGGGUUUGGGGUGCCGCUCUUCAUAAGUGCUGAUGCUUCACAUUGGGGGAAGUGGGGUGUAUUGUUUGUUCAUACCUUGGUGCUCACAGCAGUCUAUUGCUACAUACUGUUUGUUCACUAUUCAAAGUGGAGAGAUAAGUUGCCACCAAGGCCUUCAUUCUACAACUACGUAGUUGUCAUGUUCAUAAUAAAUGCUCUGGGGUUGUUUGCUAGUGGACUGGCUGGAAAUGGUUUUGGGCUUGGACUUUGGUUGUACAAUGUUAUAAUUAUCUGCUAUCACUCCCUUUAUCUUUCUUUCCUGUACGUAACUUUCCUGGUUGGCUUCUUCCAGGAGGAAGAUUGGCUUUUGGAUAAUGCAUAUUACUCAGAGAUGAAAGAUGCUGGUUUUCUCGAUACCGAGUGGCAUUAG